UUUUCAACCCAUCGGAAAAUUCUAAUUUAUCGUAAAGAAGUGCUGAGUUUUCGACUAAAACUAUCCGCAAACGGUAGUUGGCGUGCUGCUGCACGCUUUUCACUAGAAUUUCGUCCCGUGCGCGAUGGAUUUCGACAGGAAAAGUGAAUUUUUCACUUGGCCUCAAAAGUGAAGUUUCCAUACAGCACCCAUCAUUGGAGCAAUCAGACAAAAAAGAAAUCAAUCGAACGAGAAGAAGAAAACAGCAGCAACAGAAGCAGAAACAAAAACAGCAACAACCAGUGGCAAUCAAACAACACACGAGGCGUGAAAAAAACAAGAAAGGAAAGUGGGGGGAUUUCUCCCAGUGCAACGGCGCUCGAUCGGCUAGACAGCUGCUGCUGCAGCGACGAUUGUUCGUUCUUUGUUUUAGUUUGGGUGGAGUCCUGGUCAAGGUUAUGAAAUGAAUUUCGGCACGUCUGGAAGCGUGGAGUUUCACUUCCGGGCACUCCCGUAUCUGGACAAGAAGUGGUUGAAGGCGGAUGUCGGUUCGGCAUUGCGUUGUUCGGAGGAUUUGUCCAAUCUGUGGAACCACCUGGUGCAGGAUGAGGAAGUGGUUACGUGCAAACUGCAAACGUCGGUCAAUGCGUCCGGGGAUGUCGCUUACGUCCGACCGGACGGGAAGUACUACUGCGGUGUUCAAUCGUUGAACUGUUCGUGCUGUAAGGGAAUAUGUAGUGCCACUUCUAAUUGCUGCUGUGCCGCCUGUCAGUUGCUGGAGACGGACGAACCCGGUCCCACUAAGAAAGGGUCCUGUUCGGCUGCGCUGCAGCAGCCGGGCCAGCAGAAUUCAAAUGAUUCCGUCGGGUGCUGCUCAACGACAAUGCUGGAGUCUUGGCUGUGGAGUCCAAUUCCAACUAUGGAAGAGAAGCGCGCCUGCACCAAAAAGCUGAUAGCCGAACAAAGGGAAAUCUGUCUGCAGGCAGCGGCAAACUGUUUGUCGUCUACGCGUACGAAACAGCUCCUGUACGUGUACCGGAGGUACUUUAUCGCAUUGCAAAGGUGCAAACUGGAUGAAAAAGUCUCAACAGAUGACGGACGUUUCAAGCUGAGUCAAGAAGUUCUGGUGGCAAGCGACCAUGAAGCGGCAAAAUUGAGCAAAAACUCCAGCUUCGAUCGCACGCCAAUGAAGGACUGUGACAAGGCCACGUUCGGUUUGGCUCGCGUCGGAACGCGUGCAGCGUUAAAUUUCUCCUUCGCUUUUUUGCGCCGUGCCUGGCGCUCGGGCGAAGAUGUCGAACUUUGCAGUGAGCUGCUCUCGGAAGCCCUAGAAGCCCUGCAAACCCUACCGGAAGCAUCACUCUUCGAUACCUCUCAGAUGUCUUCGCUUUGGAUCGAAGUGGUAGAAAAGUCGAUCAAAUUUUUGCGCCAGGUAGUGCUCGGCGAUGUGAUGGGCGGUCGCUGUCUGGUACCGAAAGCGGAUCGCCACAUCGCACUGAACUUGCUGCUUGAGCUGGGAGCCCAAAAGGGAACGCUGGGUGGUUCGCUGGAAGGAAUCUCACUGCUGUUGACGUUGCACGAAAAGGAUCUGGAGAGUGAAGACAAUCGAAGCCCACCGCAGAACAGCGGAGCACCGCUCGUUCCGCUGUUGAAACGCUACGAACAGAUCGGUAGUUUCGCGACGUACAAUGCCGGGGAUUCGUUUCACUUUGGACCGACGGAAUCGUUUCUUCGGUUUCUUACGCUGCCGGAAAACGAGACCACUGACGUGGAUUUGAAGCAAGCUGCGGUAAUUAUCAUAAGCCACCUGGAUCGGUUAGCUAAGCCGCAUUUGCCGGCCGGAAAUUAUUCGGUGAAGGCAAUCAACAAAUGCCAUCAGCAGAAAAUUUUCACUCUCGGUUGGAGUUCCUGUUCGCCGGAGAUGUAUGGAUUCACGUCCGAGACGGCUAGCAACGGGACGAGUCAGCUCUUCGGAUCGGCUCCUCGCUAUUCAGCCUCGACGAUCGAUCUUCCGCUUGCUCUGCAAGCGAAACAGAUUGUUUGUACGGAAAAUAGUAUCUACAUUCUGACGACCAACGGUCAGAUUCUGUUGCUGCAUUCGAACUGUACGGAGAAUAUUACGCCGAAAGCGGUGGAAGGACUGGAGGGAGUGAAUGUUGUGCAGAUUGCCGCUCACUGCGAGGGAAGGCACGUGCUAGCGCUGAGUUCAGCUGGUGAGAUUUGGUCGUGGGGUGUGGGUGAGGGCGGUAGAUUAGGGCACGGUGAUACUUCGUCGAAAGAAAUUCCUGCUCGGAUUGUGGCACUUGUGGAGAAGCAAAUUAGUGCGAUUUUCUGUGGUGCGUCCUACAGUGCGGCGAUUACCGCCAACGGGGAACUAUAUACGUGGGGUCGAGGAACGUACGGUCGACUGGGUCACGGUAAUUCGGAUGAUAAAUUCAUUCCGAUGCAGGUGCAAGCGUUGAAAUCCUACACGGUUGUGGAUGUGGCGCUUGGCAGUGGCGAUGCUCAUUCGAUGUGUGUCACGGAUGGUGGUUUGCUGUUCGCUUGGGGCGAUGGAGAUUUUGGAAAGCUUGGGAAUGGUUCAUGUAAUGGAUCUCCCGUUCCGGUACAGGUUGAAGGUGUGGCGAAUGUAGCUAGAAUUUUCUCCGGGUCGCAGUUCAGUGUAGCGCUUAGUUACGAUGGUAAAUUGUACAGUUGGGGAAAAGGGCAUGGUGGACGGCUAGGUCACGGCAAUUCAGAACAUUCCAACGUUCCGCUAUUGAUUCACACCCUGGAGGGGAGGAAAGUCGUUGACGUUGCGGUGGGUUCCGCACACUGCUUAGCAUUGACGAAUUCUGGAGAACUUUACGGCUGGGGUAGGAACGAUUACCAGCAAAUAUGCCCGUCUUGUGUUUCUCGGGAUCCGAUUAUUCAAAGUCCGAUUCUUACGACGCCUCCAACGUUGCGGAUCUCCGGAAUGGCCUGCGGAGCAGCCCAAAGUAUCGUCUGGUGCCACUCAUCUACACUGGGCGUAGCAGCGAAGAUUCCAUUUGUGGUGGACCUUAGCGACCAUACAUUCCGAAUGCUCGAUCAGCUUCUUUGCAUGGUGUGCAACACUCAAACCGGCCCCGGAGACAUCCGACAUCCACCGAGCCAGGAAGCGGAAUGCGUCGCGGUGGCUUCUUUGAAUCUCCUACGACUGCAACUGCAUGCAAUGAUAGUGAAUAACGUCUCCGCUCGGCAAGUAGGUCUAGUGGAGGGCUCACGACUGCUUGCCAGCCUCAAAUCUCGAAUUCUCGGGCUAGCCGGAGGUCCUGUGAUUCUCAAAACUAUUCAAGAAGCCGCUCAGUGGACCCUUCAGGUUGGCUGGUCCAUACUUUUACCAACGGCUUCAGAACGCGCCCAAACGCUAACCUCGCUGCUCCCGGCCGGUCACGACACAACCACAGCUAGCAACAGUUCCGGCCAUCGCUUCAUGACUGAUCUCCUCGUUGGCUCAUUAAUGGCCGAAGGAGGCCUGCAGACUGCACUCAAUCAGGCCAUCAACGCUCAACGCUCGCAAGACUGCACUUCCACUGGGACCCACUUGUCACUAUUGCAUUUACUCAAACAGCUACUUCGUAAUAAUUCCAGCUUAACGCAAGCUCGACUAGGUCAGCUAAUGCUUGGACCAUAUCUUAAGACUGAGGAAGCCUUUUCCUCUCCCGAACCGCCAUCGCCUAGCCUCGAUCUGCUGCAUAAGUUCCAACGACUUCUACUGUCCUACAUGCACCAGUCCAAAACGGAUGAUCUCAGCGGUGCGGAAGCCCUUCUCGACACGUACAUCCAACAGGUGGUAACGGCCUGUGUGACCACCCUAAACAAGGCCCACGAAACUAUCCUACAGGGCAAAGAUGGGGUUCCAGAUAUUCUCAAAAAUGACAUUUCGGAUGCUCUCCUGCACGAACUACUGAUAGGUUUAGUUCUGAUCCAGCGAGAAAAGUCUUUCUUUCUGUCGUCAUUCGAUUGGAACAAACACUUCAUACCGCUGCUGCACGCUUUAGACAAUUUCAACCGGCUAACGCACGAAGGGGAAGUAUUCGAUUCCGAUGACAUGGGAUGGCCGGGAAUAAUCUGUCGCGGAGCGACAAAAGCCGGCCUUCCGGUUCAAGAGGAAACCCUCCUCAUCCGUCAGAGUGAUAUCGAAAAUCACUGCAACGACGGUGGCCACUGGGUGAUCAUCAACGGGAACGUGUACGACGUAAAAGACUAUCAAGCGGAAAGCCCUGCGACUCAGGAAAUUCUCACCGCCAACGCCGGCAAGGACAUCUCGCUGGAAAUCAGCAACCCACAGCAUAGGACUGCACUAGAGUUUAUCACAUCGUUCCUGCGAGUUGGCCGCUACGCAAUCAAUGAAAUUUGCGACAAGGAAAGUCCCCGUCAAAUGACCACCCUCACUCAUUUCCACUCCGAGUGCAUGCUCUCGUACCUGCUCGGACUGCGGUGCAGCGUUCUACAGGCCGGAUCCACCCUUCAACCAGCGGAAACUCAGUGUAAAAACCUUCUAAACUCCAUUAUUCUAAGCGGAGGCCUGCAAGUGCUACAGCCGAGCAAUCCGUUCGACGAGGAAAAAGGUGAAGCUCGGAGCAGUGGUUCUACCGCCGGUAGCACUCCCACCGAUGCCUCCAGCCAGAUACCGAUCGCGGACGUACCGCAGAUGGCAAACUGGCCGUCGGUGCUGAUUUCACAUCGCGUCGAGAAUAUGCUGUCCAAUCUGGGCGAAGGUAAGCUUACCGAUCCGUUGGUAGCCUCGUGGAUCGCUAUCUGCGAACGGUACUGCAAGGAGCACCAUCUGAUUUGGCAUCAGGAAUUUCCCCCGGAACAUCCGGUAAUGGAGCUGGAACGACUGCUGAUGGCCGUGCUGAUUCGGCACCAAAAUCUCGGGCCGCUGGCGCUUGCCGUCGUUGAUCGAGAGCUCAGCGGUAACUGCUCGAAACCGCCGCAACCGAUCGUCAACAUCAUCAAGAUCGUCCACCAGACGAAGUGGGCCAUCGUCAAGAUGCGCCAGCAGCUGAACCGCAGCUACAAGGAGGUGUGCGCACCGAUGAUCGACAAAUGCCGCUUUCUGCUGUACGAAAUCCGACCGGCCAUCAGCCUAGAACAGCAUGGCCUUGCCAACCUACACAUUCUACACAAGCUGCCCCGGUUCAAAGCGCUGGUCUAUCGAAUUAUUGCCGACAUACGGGCCGCCAAGAAGCAGCUGGCCACCGCCAAACCGGAAGACAUCCUAAACGUUACGAUCCAAAGUCAGUUCAGCAGUUCGAUCACCAAAAUCCAAUCGCAGGAGAAUCUCAGCUGUAAGAAUCUCUCCACCGAAAAUCUAGUCCACGAGAGUUUGAUCAAGGUAGAAAGUCUCGAAAGUUUGACGGCGGUCGCUGCCCGGGACCGUUCCUCUUCGCCGGUGGUACUAGCCGUCCAGAAGCACGCAGCAUCCGACGAAAACCUACUGAGUGUCGGUAGCAUAGAAAAUGCUGCGGCCAACAACUGUACCACCGGAGGUGGAGUAAUUAUAGGCGGAGGUGGUGAUGGUGGUGGCGACAAAAAGAUUUCCCUCACGAGCGAUGAAAUCAAAACACCCACCAAUGAGUUAAUCGAUUACAAUAGUUCUAAAAUGAAGAACCCGGAUGGAGGUGACGAAUUCAUCAACAACGUGAUCGCUAGUUUGAGUGAAAAAUGUCUGCUCGAGUCGUAUCCUUCGGAGUUCAAGAACGGUGUUAGCCAGCAGAUUGUGGAUUUUAUUCUGUACGAUCUGUGCGAUGUUGAGACGCUACGGCGGGCGAUGUACUGCCAGAUUCAACGCUACCAGAUUCGCAAGCAAGGCCUGGAGAUGUUCUACGAACUGCUGAAGAUUGUGGGACUCUUCGAUGCGGCACAGUAUAACCUAUUCAACGGAUAUUUGGGACUGCACGCUGCAAAAGAAUGCGAUCAGAAUGAGAAGUACAUUUUGGAAAACUUGAAUAUGAUAACCGCCUUCCAGAAGGCGGACAUUUUGAUUGCACAGGCAAAGAUCAUUGAGUGGAGCGUAGCGGAGCUGCAAAAGUAUGUCAAUCAGGAGAAGAUCAACGGGCGACAUCGCAAUCACGGCGAGAAGGACAAUUCCAAUUUGGGCACGUACGUGUUUCUGAAAAAGCUGCCGAGAGCUAGGUUUUUGCUCAGUAUUUUCGGUAUUCUGUCGAAAACAUACGAAGCGAACGAGCUCAGUCUACUGAUCAAUUCCGGAGUUUUGGGAAGCAUAAUGGGACUGCUGAGGCAAACCGGAGCCGACCUGCCGAACACUCGGAAUAAUACGGAUAUUUCGGUCAUAUACGAAGAUGUGGUGAAGAAUCUUAAAUCGGCCAAAGAAGCAUUGCCCGGGCCGGAAUUAGCGAAGCUAAUGAAAAUCGGCACGAGGAUCGCCCGUGGAGCUGACUGGAAAUGGGCCGAGCAGGAUGGACCAGGUGGAGAAGGAAGGAUCAUUAGUGAAAUCGGUGAAGAUGGAUGGGUUCGCGUCGAGUGGGACAACGGAUCGACCAAUUCGUACCGCAUGGGCAAGGAAGGCCAGUACGAUCUGCGGCUGGCGGACAGUGCUCUGAAAGCGCUUUCACCGGACAAGGACAGCGAGCCGGACGAACUGGCAGAUCCCCAAAUGUACAGUGAAUCGCAUCCGACCAAAUUGCUGCGCAACGUUUGCAUCAAAACGUUGCACAUGAUGUUUACCUCGGCCGGGAUGCACGCCGACCGGAUGCAGGAGAAUUCACUGCGCAGCGUAGCUUCCAUGUUUCGAGCCAUCCUAACGAAUCGGGUUACCAAUUAUAACUUUGGGCUGGAACAGUGGACGACGCUCGGGUUUUUGAGGGCCAUCUCUUCGUCCAAGGCUUUGUCGAAACAGCUCACCUCGCCGGUUUGGAUCGAUUUGGCUUUUGAGGUGCUUAAUGCGGCUAUUACGUGCAAGAAGGAUGUCUAUAAGAAGUUGCACUGUUUGCGUUUGCUGCAAUCGACGUUGGUUAACUGGGGUCAAACGGAAGCCGGUAGAGUGGAUGACAUUAUUGUUAAAUUGUUUGAGGUGCUCGGACGGAUCAGUUUAUAUUGUCCGAAUGAUCUUUCGCUGUUGAACAAUUCGGUUGAUGUGAAGUCUAGGGUGUUGUACAGUGCUUCGCACACGGGAACGAUUGGUGAGGAAAUAAUCGUACUCAUAAGAAAGCUGCAUACGUUGCCUCUGUGGAAUGAGAACAUCAAUUCGUUUAUUGCCCAGAAGCUUUGUUUGGUUGCGGAUGUGUUCCUGGUUAAUGAACUGGAGAUAAAUUUCGAAGGGGAAAAGUCUGCCAUCAUGGGAACUUUGUGUACGAUUGGAGGUUGUGAUUCACGUCCUCGACUGGGAUUGAAUUUAACACUGGAUGGGGUUCGGGGAACCAUCUCCCGGAUGACCAAGAAGGGAAAAGUUGUGAUGAACGUUCAUUCACUGGCCGACAGUAAAAAGAUUCCGAUCUUCAAGGUAUCCGAGUGUGCUGACAUUGGGGCGUUCAGUCUUUCGAAGCUAACCAUCAACGAAAUGCUGCUGAAUUCGUGGGCUGUUCUGUUCUAUGGCAUCGGUCAAACGCCGAUGAAUGUUACCAACAGUAUUAAUACGCAACUUUUGCUGACGCAGCAAAUAAAUUUCUCCGCCUUAAAGGCAACCAAAGUGCUAUUUCGACACCAAAGUUUGUUAAGAAAAAUCUUGCGUCAAAGAUCGCCAGGAAUUACUCGCAGCUCCUCGAAGGAUAGCCUAUCGGAUCGGGAUGCUAGUCCCGAGGACGGAAAAAGUCGCAGCGAAUCCAACACGUCGGACGAAUCCAAUACCUAUACGGAACUGUUGAUUCAAACCAUGCUAAUCCGAGCGACUCAACCUAGCCCACUGAAAGCUUGCUACUCGUUCCAAGAGAUGGAGCUAGCGGCUUUAAACAUUACCCAAAUGCUUGCCAGUUACGUGCACAAUGACAUGAACGCUCCGGCGGGUUCCAACAAGCGUGCUCUGCCCCUCAGCAUGCCGACGAUGAUCCACGGCGUUCCGUUGUACAACCAUGAAUCCGGCUUGGAAGAUGCACAGACGCCAUCCGGAGCGGAAGUGGCGGCUACCUUGUCGGUUGCCAGUGGAGGAGGUCCACCCGGAAUCGGUUGCAAUCGAGGAACAGCCCGACGAAGUCCUCCCGGUCCACUGGUGGCGCAGAUUAUGGAGAUGGGAUUCACCCGGAAAUCGGUGGAGACGGCAAUCAAAAGUUUGACGCUGCACACCAAUAUACGACCAACGGCCGAGCAGGUCGUUCAGUGGAUCUUAGAGCAUCCGGAUGUCACGGCAAAUCUCGGUGGAAAGGGCGAUGAUAACGAUGCCCACAGUGAUACGGAAAGUGUCAGCUCGGAUACGAUGGAGGGCAGCUCGUCGUUGCAUGAUUCCCAGCAUGUCAUCUACAAGUUGCGGGAUGAUUUCAAAACGGCCGAUCAGUAUGCCAUGUACGUUAGAGGGUUUAUUUGCACGGGAAUGCUCGUCCGAUGCUGCCAGGACUUUGAGGAAGUUCGAAAGGGUGAAAUCGGAACGGUUCUGAAGGUGGAACCCGAAGGACUGCAUGAUUUGAACGUCCGAGUUGACUUUCAGUUGCACGAUCGACCGUACUGGAUGCGUUUUGGACACUUGGAAAUGUUGGAGGCACCCUGCUCGGAGAACAGUUCCACGAUUAGCGUUGGAUCGCAGGUUAGAAUACGCCAGAGUCAGCAUUUUCGGUAUCGAUUGAACACGGUGCCGCGAGGUAGCGUUGGAACAGUGAAUACCAUCAAUGGUAACGAAGUGACCGUGGAAUUCCCCAACCAGAUCGGGUGGAAUGGACAUCUGAGCGAGCUGGAAUUGGUAUCGAACGCAUUACACCUGCAGGGAUUGGGCCAAGCUGGAGCGUUGGAAAUAAUAGACGAUUGGUCACGUUGUAUUCGUUCGCUAACAGUUUCUUCUAAUGAAGCGUCCGCUAAAAACCUGCUCGAUCGCAGUUCGAACUACUGGCAGAGUUCAUCCACUCAAGGAAAGCACUGGAUCCGCUUGGAAAUGCACUAUCAAGUGCUGAUUCAAUCGCUCUCGAUAAACGUUGAUCCGGAUGAUUACUCGCACAUGCCAUCGCUAGUUAUCAUUCGGGCCGGCGAUUGUCUGGCUACCCUUAAGGAAAUUCACUGGGUAUCGGUCAAUCCGACGGAUGUCGUUGUUCCACUGCUCAACGAUUGCCGGCAGUAUUACGCCUGGAUCGAAAUUUUCAUCAAACAGUGUCGCAACAAUGGCAUUCAGUGCAAAGUUCAUGGAAUUCAGAUCGUCGGUAAGCGAAGGCCGAAUGAUCUAGAGAUGAUGAUGCAAAAUGCUUCCUUCCUGGCAUCGGACAAUGAUGUAGGUGCCGAGCCGACCUUCACAGCGAAUUUUUCCGAUGAACAAGCAGCGAAUGAAAUCACCUCAAAGGUGCUAGUUUGGGGUCUGAACGAUAAAGAGCAGCUCGGAGGUCUCAAAGGAUCCAAAGUUAAACUACCGACCUAUUCCUCGGUUCUCAGUCAACUAAAACCGAUUCACAUCGCCGGUGGAUCCAAAUCGCUGUUUAUAGUUUCCCAGGAUGGAAAACUGUACGCCUGCGGCGAAGGAACCAACGGCCGGUUAGGGCUAGGACACAACAACAAUGUCCCAACCCCAAGACCGGUUCCGAUUCUAAAUCAGUACGUCGUCAAGAAAGUGGCCGUUCACUCGGGAGGAAAGCAUGCGAUGGCUCUUACUUUGGACGGAAAAGUGUUCUCCUGGGGUGAAGGAGAGGACGGUAAGCUUGGUCACGGAAAUCGCCUAACUUUAGAGAAACCGAAACUAAUCGAAAGCUUACGAACCAAGCGGAUUCGUGACAUCGCAUGUGGAUCUAGUCAUAGUGCGGCGAUUACCAGUUCAGGAGAACUCUAUACUUGGGGUUUGGGAGAAUACGGUCGGCUGGGUCACGGCGAUAACUGCACUCAGUUGAAACCGAAGCUGGUAACUGCUCUACAGGGUCAUCGUGUCACCCAGGUUGCUUGCGGUAGUCGAGAUGCUCAAACGCUCUGCCUCACCGAGGAGGGAUUGGUGUUUUCCUGGGGUGACGGGGACUUUGGAAAGCUUGGCCGUGGAGGAUCGGAAGGAUGCUCCGUUCCGCAUCAGGUCGACCGUUUGAACGGUGUUGGUGUGAUUCAGAUCGAGUGUGGAGCUCAGUUCAGCCUGGCUUUGACCAAAGUCGGCGAAGUGUGGACUUGGGGUAAGGGAGACUACUAUCGGCUGGGUCACGGAACUGAUCAGCAUGUUAGGAAACCUACCCCGAUCCAAGGUCUGCGCGGUAAGAAAGUCAUACACGUCGCCGUAGGCGCACUACACUGCCUAGCAGUAACCGAUAACGGCCAAGUGUUCGCCUGGGGCGACAACGACCAUGGCCAGCAAGGAUCUAGUAACACAGUUGUCAAUAAAAAACCAAAUUUGGUGCUCGGUUUAGAUGGAGUGUUUGUGAACAGGGUUGCCUGUGGUAGUUCACACUCAGUUGCCUGGAGUAUGCCGCAGAACCCUUCGGACCAAGAUAAAGAACAUCCCCUUGCGUUUGCAGUCCACAAAGAUCCCCUGGGAAGCCAUAGCCUUGGAAUACACGCCUCCGAUACGGAACCGACGACUCUGCAACCACCUCUGCUGCCAAUUUUAAGACCACAGCGACCUUCGCUGUCGGAGCGCGUUCUGUCGUUGGAAACCUACGGUGCCAGACAAGCAGCUCUUUCGCACAUUUUGAACGCUAUGAGUAUCCUCCAUGCCAGAUCGUGUAUUAUAGCUGCCCUAACAGGGCACUCGCAGUUAAACUUGCAGCAGGAUAAGGCAACAGAAGGAUACACGGAAACGCGUCCCAUAACUCCCAUAUCGGAUAACGAACUUCACGACGUGAAAGCCGACGCAGAGAUUGUUAAGCAGCAGCAGCAACAGAACGAAGUUAUUGCUCAUGGUGGGGGCGAAGCCCCAGCGGAUGUUUCCGGUUUGACGUCCAACGACAUAAACGAUUAUGACAUUCCGAUCGUAUCCGGCAUGAACAAUACGCUGAGUGCCUACCGGAGCCUGACCGGAUCGCUCUCGCUGUCGGCGUCAAUUUCUAGCUGUAACGCAACGCAGCGCCAGUCGAAGAUGUCCGCAAGCGCUAUGUCCGUGAUGGCUGCCACCAUGACUCAUCACGACGAGAUAAUGAAUGAAGCCACCAUUGCCAACGGACUGGACGACUUCACCGUCCUGCUGGGGGAAACCGAGGCGAAGCAUCUGAUCGAACUGCUAAAACUGAGUGUUAGCGGUCGAACGGGACCGGCGAAAACGUCCGAAACGAUUGCGAACACCCUGAUCGCCUUGGCGCGUAGUAACACGAACGUCUCCAAUAUGCUGAUCGAAACCUGCAUCACCGAGCUGGAGGAUUUGUGCACGUCGAGACACUCGCUGGGCAAACUACCGAAACCGGUGAUGCAGGAAUCGAAUCAUCCGUACAUCGACGAUGUUACGAUAACCGCAGGUCACGUUAAGAUUCCUGGAGCAGAUUAUCUGCGCCUUGAAUUCGAUAGCCAGUGUUCAACGGAGCGGCGAAACGAUCCGCUAGUCAUUUAUGACUGCUUUGGACGGGCCGUAUCGUCCCGUUCGGGUAGAGAGUGGGCCCAAUGGGCUCCGGAUCUUCGACUUCCUGGCGAUGAAAUGCGUUGGAGAUUUCAGAGCGACAGUUCGGUCAACGGUUGGGGCUGGCGUUUCUACGUACAUGCAAUCAUGCCAGAAUCCUACUUGAAGGAGCUGGGAUCCGAUCGAACCAAACUGUCACAACCGUCAAUGUCAAUGGUAAUGGCACUGCUAGAUUCGUCUUUAGUUCCCCACGGAGGAAAUACCCUAGUACGGUUGGCUGCAGCUUUAUCACAAUGCGCGCAGCUCAGUGCCCUUACGGUGGAACAAAGAAUCUGGUCACUCAAAAAGAUGCAUCAAUAUCUCACCAUCAAAGAUGCCCCACGUGCUCUCGAACCAGCUAUGGUUGAAAUUCUAAGCCCACUGAUUCCGAUAGUCCUACGGCAGUACGAGUACGAAGAACCGCAGGUUCGAAGCGGAUUACAUUUGAUGCAUUCUGAAUACUUCAAAACUUUGGUAGCGCUAGCCUGUGACAUGCAACUAGAUUCCCUAUUGCCGCACGGAGAGGCCCACAAGUGGGCCUGGUUCCGUCGCUAUUGUUCGGCUGUACGAGUAGCACAGUCACUGAUCCGACGAGUCACACUUCCUCCUACCUUCACCCUGGAAGUUCGCAAAAAACUGAUCGAAAUAGCCUCGCCUGCGGCAAAUCCAACGCUGCAAAACACAAGCACCAAUAGUUUAACGAGCAGCAAUUGUUCCUUGAUUCAGCACACGUCCAGCACGUCGAAUCUCAGCCAACAGGGAUUCGAUUCGAGUGGUUCCCUGCACGGAAGCGAAAUUGAGUCGAUUGACACCUCUAAAUAUCUGCAUGAAGAUCACACCUAUUUCACACCGCAGUACGAUUCGCAACUGUUGCAGUGGUUUAACCGACGACCGGAAGAUUGGGCAUUUUCCUGGGGUGGAGCCAGUACGAUCUUCGGAUGGGGACACAACCACCGAGGUCAGUUGGGAGGGCUGGAUGGGAGUCGCAUAAAGAUACCGACUCCGUGCGAAGCAUUGAGUUUACUGAGACCGAUCCAGAUAGCCGGUGGAGAGCAGACCCUGUACGCGGUCACUCCGGAUGGAAAGUUAUAUGCGACCGGGUAUGGAGCCGGCGGUCGUUUGGGUAUAGGAGGAACGGAUUCCGUAUCGACGCCAACGCUGGUUGAAUCGUUGCAGCAUGUAAUUAUUAAGAAGGUGGCUGUCAAUUCGGGAGGAAAGCACUGCUUGGCGCUGUCCUCGGAUGGGGAAGUGUUUUCGUGGGGUGAAGGCGAGGAUGGAAAGUUGGGUCAUGGAAAUCGUGAUAGUUACGAUCGGCCGAAGUUGAUUGAAGCGCUGUCCGGAAUUGGGGUCAUUGAUAUUGCUUGUGGAAGUGCUCAUUCUGCGUGCAUUACUUCUCAAGGUCACGUUCUGACUUGGGGUAAGGGACGGUAUGGACGAUUGGGACACGGUGACUCUGAAGAUCAGCUGCAGCCAAAGCUGGUGGAAGCAUUGCUGGGAUAUCGAGCGAUCGAUAUAGCGUGCGGUUCAGGAGAUGCACAGACGCUUUGUAUUACGGAUGAUGAUAACGUUUGGAGUUGGGGUGAUGGAGACUAUGGUAAGCUUGGUAGGGGAGGAUCCGAUGGUUGUAAGAUUCCAAUGAAAAUUGAAAGCCUUGCUGGACUUGGAGUUGUGAAGGUGGAGUGCGGAUCACAGUUUUCCGUUGCGCUGACACGCUCGGGUAGCAUUUAUACCUGGGGAAAAGGAGAUUAUCAUCGGCUUGGCCAUGGCAAUACCGAUCACGUGCGUCGUCCGAAGAAAGUGGCUGCUCUGCAAGGAAAGAAAAUCAUCUCGAUCGCAACAGGUUCGCUUCACUGCGUAGCUUGUAGCGAUUCGGGAGAAGUUUUCACCUGGGGGGAUAAUGACGAAGGACAGCUAGGUGAUGGUACGGUUACGGCUAUUCAACGGCCCCGACUCGUUCAAUCACUGCAGGGCAAACACAUUGUGAAGGUAAUCUGUGGUUCCGCCCAUACACUAGCGCUGUCGACAUAUCAGCUUAGCGAAGCCGUCCGACCUCCGCCAUCUCCACCACUGGAGUAUGAUCUCGUCCGGGACAUUGCCCCGGAAGUUCUGCACGCUCGACUAGUGCUGUUGCAUCAUUUCUCCGAGUUGAUCUGUCCUUGCCUGGCUAUGCUGCCGAUUUCUGGUGAACUAUCGCUCGGAUCAUUGAAGGAUAUUCUAGUAUAUUCGAUCAAGGAAGCUGGUUUCCGAAAGGUCAUUCAAACAACCAUGGUCCGUGAUAAACCACACGGUCCGGUAAUUGAGCUGAACCGAAUUCAAGUUAAGCGAUCCCGGAUGCGAUCGGGCAAUGGACUUGCUGGAGUCGAUGGAAUGAAGAGUGUAUUCGGCCAGAUGGUGCAGAAACUUCCCCUACUAACGCAGGAAGCCCUCUCGAUGCCACAUCGCGUUUGGAAGGUAAAAUUCGUUGGUGAAAGCGUGGAUGAUUGUGGCGGAGGUUUUAGCGAAUCCAUAGCGGAAAUGUGUGACGAGCUGCAGAACGGCAGUGUACCACUGUUGAUUCAAACUCCGAACGGUCGUGGCGAGGCUGGUGCAAACCGGGACUGUUUCCUGCUUGACCCGACGCUCAAUUCGGUGUUACAUAUGAAUAUGCUCAGAUUCCUGGGAGUGCUGAUGGGAAUCGCUGUGCGCACCGGAUCGCCGCUAAGUUUAAAUUUGGCCGAGCCGGUGUGGCGUCAGCUUUGCGGAGAAACUCUGCGUCCUUCAGAUUUGACAGAAGUGGAUCGAGACUACAUCACUGGACUGCUUUACAUUCGCGAUAUCGAGGACGAUCCGAAAGCAUUCGCCUCGAUGGAGUUGCCCUUUUCUACGCCAUCGGCCAAAGGUCACGAAGUUCCAUUAUCAACUAGAUUCACCAAAAUAACGCCCGAUAACCGGAAGGAGUAUGUAAAACUAGCGUUGCACUAUCGCAUCCACGAAUUUGACGAGCAGGUGAAGGCCGUCCGUGACGGUAUGUCGAAAGUUAUUCCCGUGCCGCUGCUAUCGUUGUUUUCCGCUGUCGAACUACAGGCAAUGGUGUGCGGUUCGCCGGAUAUUCCUCUUUGCUUGCUGAAAACCGUGGCCACCUACAAAGGAGUAGAAUCAACAGCUUCGUUAGUCCAGUGGUUCUGGGAAGUAAUGGAAGAGUUUACCAAUCAGGAACGGUCACUGUUUCUUCGUUUCGUUUGGGGCCGCACUCGGUUGCCGCGGACAAUUGCCGAUUUCCGCGGGCGAGAUUUCGUUCUGCAGGUGCUGGAUAAAUACAAUCCACCGGAUCAUUUCCUACCGGAAAGCUACACCUGUUUCUUCCUGCUAAAGAUGCCGAGAUAUUCAUGCAAGGCUGUGCUCCAAGAAAAGCUCAAGUAUGCCAUCUACUUCUGCAAGAGCAUCGAUACGGAUGAAUACGCACGGGUAGCCAUGGGCGACCCUACGGAAGCUACUGGCAGCGAGGAUAACAGUGACAUUGAAUCGAUUGCUUAGAUAAAAUCGUGCCUCUGCGAGAGCUUAUACGACUGAUCAUUUUACAAUCCAAUAACCAAAAAUAACUGAAUAGAAAACGAAUGGCAAUUGUCUAUUUUUCUGAGCAUUGUGAGCUUUUUUUCGAAAACACCGCAAAUGGUUUAAAAAAAACCUACAUACUAAUCCGACUUUAUCCACUAAAAAGCAAACGCAACGCACUCUCGCUUUCAAAGCUGUCGAAUCAUUAUGCUUAGCUGGAGGUUUUCUUUCGAAUUUAAACCGCCCCCUGAAUUGUUUUUGUUGAAUUAUGCCACCCACCAUUUUUUCAUAUAGUUGAAAAACAAAAACUGUUCUCAAUAUAGGUACUGAUAAAACGAAUAAAUGUUUUUAUUUAUGAAGAUUAUGAUCAAACACACACAGCACUAAAAUCAAACGACUUUUUUCUCAUGGAAAGUUUUUUAUAUUUUCAAAUAAAUGUUAGCGUUUGGCAGGUAAAUAAAUUGAAGGAAAACCCCUAUCUUUGAAACAAUCAAAUCAUCUCGGAGGUGUGCGUUCAGAUUAAACAGCGUAUCCUGUAGGGACUUUAAACAGACAUUUGAAGUAUACUCCAACAUAAAAACGGAAACCCAUUUUAAACGUUAACACUAUGGAAAAAGAAGCAAAUCUUAGGUUCGACCCAGUUUUUCUUGGUUAUGUUAUGAAUCUUGCUUUUUGCACUCGAGCGCACCUUGAAACAUAAAACUGAUGCAACAGUUUAAAAUAGUAAAUAAAAUUUAAAGAAACGUUUGAAAAAUGCACCGAUAUCCAUAUACCAAAAUAAAGCAGCCAUUUCUGUUCUAAAUUUGUAGUUGUAGUUUGCACAUAGAUUGAGCAAGUUGAAUCCACAAAUAGUGUAGAUAAAAAACAAACAAAAAAAACAUUAGAAGCUGCGGACUCAUUCGUCACACAGUGAUCUUUAUUUGCAGAACUCGUUGUUGAAACAAAACCGUAGCAGUUAAAUAUCCACUAUCUACUCUAUCAUAGUAUACUUAUAUAGAACGUUAUUUCUACAAAAAAAACACGCAUAUAAUGGCGAACGAGAAAAAAAUAAAAACUAAACGACAACCAAUCAUCCUACUUCUAUUGGUAAAGUUACUGGCAGCCGUAGUUGUAUCUGACAUCGUAGAUCGAAUUGAAUUGCUAAAAACGACUGCUAGAGUCAUAGUCAUCAUGGUAGGAAAGUUGCUUUUAGAAGUCAAUACAUGGAGAAAAAAAAAUCGACUGCCAUUCAAACAGCAGUAGCUAAUAGUUGGUUGUUAGCAGGCAGUCUAACUAAACAUGUUUACUAAACACGUACACAUAAAAAUACACGUGAGUCCUACUGGCCGCCGCCCGAACGGCAAUCAUUGUGAAACUAACUGGUAGCACUUUUGUAGCUUCUGCUAAGAUAUUUAUUUAGAUCUUAAACUAAUUCAGCUAAAUUAUUGAAACUAUGGAGAAAAAAAACGAUAAUGAAACACCCUUCGUUAGACUGAACUUAGAUUCAUGUUAAUUUUCAACUUGUGCCGCCCGCAUAUCAUCGGUUCUAGUUUGUAGUCUAACUAUCUAUCGAUUAAUUAUUACCAAUAAUAGUUUGUGGAGCCAACCUAACUAGCUAAACUGACUAGCCUGAAGGGUAGAUGUAAGUGCUUGUGCCGUUAAGCCGCGUCUGCGCAUCAGUAUUGUUCCUUAUUCCGCGGUGCAAAUCAUCGCUGAAGUGUCGUUGUUUAGUAUCGCCACCCCUCUUUUAUGGACUAACUUGAAACCAAACCACAACCAAACUCCCAAACGAAAAUCACCUUUAUUGAAAAAAAAACUCACGGAUUUUUUCCUUUGCGCAAGCGCCUGGCAGUGUAACAUAGAAAACCUAGUUUCUCUUUUGUUUUUUUUACAAUUCUGUGAUGCUUUUUACGUUCAAAUAUCCUUGAAAUAAACACACGAAACACAAAC
This is a messenger RNA of Sabethes cyaneus, 17113 nucleotides long. It is a transcript of the gene HERC2, whose product is annotated as probable E3 ubiquitin-protein ligase HERC2. The record is from RefSeq and is a predicted model, not a curated record. The transcript has 13 exons. Gene Ontology annotation, molecular function: ubiquitin-protein transferase activity; metal ion binding. NCBI's taxonomy places the organism in Eukaryota, Metazoa, Arthropoda, Insecta, Diptera, Culicidae. Gene Ontology annotation, biological process: protein ubiquitination. Bases 443 to 15166 code for a protein of 4907 amino acids.